AUGUCGAAUCUCAUCAACAAGGCAAAAGACGCUUUUUCUGGCAACAAAGGCCACGAUGCAACAACCGCAACUACCACUACUUCUGCUUAUGGUACCACAGGAGCUGGUCCUCAUGAAUCUGCUGCCAUGAACCACGUGGAUCCCACCAUGGACCUUCGAACCGGAACUUCAACCCACUCAGCUGGGCCACAUUCUUCCAAUCUCACCAACAAACUCGACCCCCGAGUAGACUCCGAUCGGGAUCAUCGUACAAAUCCAAACAGCAAUGUCGGAGGAUAUGGAACUACCCAUGCCACCACUGCGGGUCCUCACUCAUCCAACCUUGCCAAUAAACUCGACCCCCGUGUUGACAGCGACACUGACCACCGAGCAAAUCCAAACAGUACGGUCGGAGGAUAUGGCCACUCAGGACGCGGAACAACCUCGACUGCCACCGCCGGUCCUCACGCUUCAAACCUUGCCAACAAAGUUGAUCCUCGCAUCGACAGUGACGUCAAUCACCGCAACAAUCCUGCUAGCCAUGUUGGCGGUUAUGGGAAGACUCAAGGGACAAAUGGUGGUGCUGGGGUAACAGGCACAACUGGGACUAUCGGUCAUAGAACAAGUGGCGGUACGGCAGGUAUACAUGUUCACGACAGCAAGCUCCUCAACAAGCUGGAUCCCAGGGUGAAGACCAGUGGAUAA
Cladophialophora bantiana CBS 173.52 is the source of this 684-nucleotide messenger RNA. RefSeq lists its product as uncharacterized. The transcript has a single exon. Bases 1 to 684 code for a protein of 227 amino acids. The record is from RefSeq and is a predicted model, not a curated record. NCBI's taxonomy places the organism in Eukaryota, Fungi, Ascomycota, Eurotiomycetes, Chaetothyriales, Herpotrichiellaceae.